Messenger RNA from Parascedosporium putredinis, 990 nucleotides. The record is from the annotation of a GenBank genome assembly. NCBI's taxonomy places the organism in Eukaryota, Fungi, Ascomycota, Sordariomycetes, Microascales, Microascaceae.
AUGUGUACAGACGCAGUACCACCUCCUCAGCACGAGAUCCCGUCGGGAGACACGAUCAAGGUCAGCAUGAUCAACACGGUCAACUUUGGCCCCGGAAACGUCGCCAAGCUCAUGGGCCCUCCCGUUCCCUACGUCGAGCACUUUGGAACGAGCCCAGCCCUGUCCUUCCUCCUCGAGCACAGCUCUGGCCGCAAGCUCGUGUUUGACCUUGGCGUGCGCAAAGACUAUCUCAACCUCGCUCCCAAGAUCUCCAACUACAUUCCCACCACGCCUUACAAAUUCGAUGUUACGCAAGACGUCAUCGAGGUCUUGGAGGAGAAUGGUAUCAAGGGAGAGGAUAUCGAGGCCGUGAUAUGGAGCCACUACCACUGGGAUCAUAUCGGCAACCCUUCGCUGGGCCGGAACCUCCGCGAGAUUAACUGCACGGGCGAAGGGUCGCUCAAGAUUGGCAAGUUUGACGCCUUUGACUAUUUCGGCGACGGCUCCUUUUACCUCCUCGACACCCCCGGCCACGCCGUGGGCCAUCUCAACGGCCUCGCGCGCACCACAAAGAACCCCGACACCUUUGUCUGGCUCGGCGGCGACAUUGCCCAUUACGGCGGCGAGUACCGCCCCUCCCAGUACCUGCCUAUCCCGGACGGCGCCAUCGAGCCGCACACCGGCUUCGUCCCCAAGCACAAGCCCUUUUGCCCCGGCGAGGAGUUUGCCAAGCUCCAAGAGUCGCGCGGCAGGAAGCCCAACGAGCCCCUGUACGAAGUCCGCUUCGGCACGGACCCUGUCCUGGCCAUGAAGACCAUCGGGCACAUGCAAGAGUUUGACGUCAACGACAGCAUCUUUGUCAUUAUUGCGCACGAUCGCGACGUGCGCGACUUGGUUCCCCAUUUCCCGGCGCAGCUCAACGAUUGGAAGGAGCAAGGGUAUGCCAAGAAGCUCAAGUGGGCGUUUUUGAGGGAUCUGGACGCGUAUUGGAAAUCUGUAAAUGCCAUUUGA